GGAUGUGGGGUGGGAAAGAGAACAGGCGAGGCUGAUGCCAGGCUGGUGGGCCUGGUAGCUUCAAGGAUGGCGCCGCCAGCGCUGAGACGGUGGGUACUGGGGAGAGGGCUUGGGGCAGGCCGGGGCUCAGCUCAGUGGCCCCGCGCGCAGCUGGAGAGGCCCAGCGGCUGUGUAGGUGACCUGCCUGGUGGGCACUCAGCCCCUCUCACCACUGCCACAGGCCUCGGGGGACACGCUGGGGGGAUGGGCACCACCGCCUCCUUGGGGAAGCCCAGGGGCGUGGGUGGGGCUUGAGUGGAGGCCUGGGAGUGGAGCCUGAGCUUCCGGCUCCGCCCCCGCGGCCCAGCACACUGAGGGACAGGACGGAAUGCUAAUCGCCUCCCUCUGCGCCCCCUGACAGUCACUGCGUCCUCCCCUUUCUCAAUCAGAUUCCCUUCCAGAGACUCGCUGGCCAGCUCUCUCAGCUGGAGGAGCCACUGGGAGCCUGGGGAGACUCCUCCUCCCUGUGGGGCCUUGAAGGUAUGGGCCGCCAUCUGCUAGCGGUUCAGUCACCAGAGAGCGACACCCUCUCCUGGCCACCUGCCCCUGCGAAGCGGACGGGCGGGCCCUGCCCAGCCCUGUGUCUAGGUCGUUUGGGAAGCGCCUUGGAGAGUCAAGAAUAGAGUUGCAGGUCAAACAAUGGAUGACUGGAAAAGUCGGCUUGUAAUCAAGAGCAUGCUUCCCCAUUUCACCAGAAAGCUCCAGGAAUCGCCACAGGGACCCAUUAAGAGGAGACAGGAAGGAGACGACUUCCAAUUUCCAGGCAUGGCUGAUGGAGGUUACCCUAAUAAAAUUAAGAGGCCCUGCCUUGAAGAUGUCACCCUCCCCAUGGGCCCAGGUGCCCAUCCCAGUACCCUCUGUGCAGAGCUACAGGUCCCCACAUUAACAAUGACUCCUAGCUCUGCAACAGUGGGACCAGCUGGCCAGUCCUUACUACUCGAGCACAAUCCCAUGAAUGGCAGCGUGACAAGCUCCCAAUUCGGGGUGCAACCGACUACAGAAAUGGGGCUGAAAGGGCCCAGUGUUCCUUACUACGAGAAAAUCAGCAGCAUGCCAGCUGUAGACCAGGAGCUUCAAGACCUGCUGGAGGAGCUAACAAAAAUUCAGGAACCUUCUCUGAAUGAUCUAGAUCUGGAAAAGAUCCUGGGGAGCAAACCAGAAGACCCACUGGUCUUAUACCACACCCAGACACCGGUAGAGACACCACCCAAGCUUCCGGUUCAGAUGCCACAAUUAGAGGGCCUUGAUUCCGGCAAGGAGUUCGCUUCCAGUUGCAGCCAAGUGACUGGUGUGUCACUGCCAGUCCUGCCCUCCUCCACAGGGAUCAGCUACUCAAUUCCUUCUACCAGUAAGCAGAUGGCAUCACCCAGUUCCUCGAUAGCACAGGCCAAGAACCAGGCCAUGCCCCCUGUCACUGUGCCCCCAUUACCGGUGCCUCAGUGGCACCAUGCCCACCAGCUGAAAGCACUGGCAGCCAGCAAGCAGGGAUGUGCUACCAAGCAGCAGGGCCCCAGCCCCACUUGGUCUGGCCUGCCCCCUCCAGGCCUCUCCCCACCUUACCGCCCAGUGCCGUCACCACACCCACCGCCCCCGCCGCCGCCGCCCUUCAGCCCUCAGAGCUUUAUGGUAUCCUGCAUGUCAUCCAGUAGCUCAUCGAGUAGCACUUUGCAAGGCUCACCCAAUGCCUUACUCUCCAGCAUGGCGUCCAGCAGCAAUGCCACCCUUGGGCCCACCCUGCCCUACGCUCCUGAGAAGCUCCCCAGCCCGGCUCUCAGCCAGCAGCCACAGUUCAGCCCCCAGAGCUCCAUUCUUGCCAACCUGGUGUCCUCUACCAUCAAAAGCCCCCAAGGGCACCUGAUGUCUGCUCUGCCCACCAGCAACCCCGGGCCGUCCCCACCCUAUCGCCCGGAGAAGCUGUCCAGCCCAGGCUCGCCGCAGCAGUCCUUCACCCCCCAGCACUCCCUCAUCCGGAGCCUCACUCCCACCAGUAAUCUGCUGGGCCAGCAGCAGCAGCAGCAGCAGCAGCAAGCAAAUGCCAUCUUUAAGCCCAUGACCAGCAACUCAUCCAAAACCCUGAGCAUGCUCAUGCACCAGGGGCUGGCCAGCUCCAGCCCAGAAGCCUCCGAGCCGUUUACCUUUGGCAACACCAAGCCCUUGUCCCAUUUUAUUUCUGAGCCGGCCCCGCCAAAGAUGCCCUCCAUGCCUGCCACCUCUAGGCAGGCUUCCCUGCUCCACUACCUGCAGCAGCCCCUGCCGGCGCAGGCCUCAUCUGCCACUGCCUCCUCCACUGCCACUGCCACCUUGCAGCUGCAGCCACAGCCGCAGCAACAGCCUGAGCAUUCAUUCCUCUUGCAGCAGAUGAUGCAGCAACCCCAGCGCUUUCAGCGAUCGGUGGCCUCCGAGUCCAUGCCCACUCUGCCCAGACAGCAAGAGAAACAGAAAUCAGGUCUUAUGGCAAUGACCCCUAAACAGCGAAGUGCGUAUGUGGCCCAGCAGAUGAGUCAAGUUCAAGCCGUCCAAGAACAAGUCACCUCCAAGUGUAGCCAGACCAAGGCAAGCCCGUCAUCCAGCCAGCACAUGAUGCCGCCCAGCCCCAGGCUCCUUCCCAACAAUCUGACUGCAGGAGCAAUCCCACCCACCAGGCACCAGAGCUGCGAGGGCAUGGGCAUGAUCUCGCCAACUCCACGGAAGCAGCAAGGAACAUUCAGCACCGGCUCCCACUUCCCCACGUCCUCUCGCCCCAGCAAGAAACCCCUGGGCAGUCUUGGCUCUGUCUGCCAGCAUCCACAGAGUGCCAAGGCCGCCCUCCCAGGAGUGCUCCUGCCCAGGUUCUGUCCCAGCCCACUGGGCAGCCGGCCCCUGAGUCCCCACCAGCUCAGACAGCCCAGUGUGCCAAAAAUGCCCACUCUGUUGAACAAUGGCACAUGGGUGGCAUUGUCGGUGGCAGCUGUAACCACAGCAGUUUCAAGGGAACCAUCCCCGAGCCAAGUAGAUAACAGCAACUCCGGCUUUGCCAAGGCACCCAUGAAAGUGCCCCCCAUAGCCCAGGCAUUUCCAUCUCAGCAGGCAGUGGCACCCCCCGGGCACGUGAGCCCAGGAAGCAGGUCUGGCCAGAAGGGGAGCGGCACUACCCUGGCCAGCCCCAGCUUUGGCCUGCUGGGCAGCCAGAGCCUCCGGCAGAGCCCAGUGCGGGGCCCUGUGCCUGUGCUGAGCACCAAGUCCCUGCAGCAGGGCAUGGCCCGCUUUGCUCCCAUGAGUCCCAUCCAUGGCAGUGAACCACCAAGCUAUGUGGCUGCUGCCACUGCUGCCUCAGCCAUGGCUGCCAGCCAGUCCCUGGGUCCCUUCAACAGAAUGGGGACCCCCCCUGAGCUGCCACCCAGCGACUUCUUGCCCCAGCAGCCACUAAAUGGUCUGAUUUCGCCACCUGACAACGGUGAGGUGGAUUUCAGUGAAGCUCUCUUGAAAGGCUCCGGUGAGGGCCCGGAUGAAGACUGGCUGUGUAACUUGAGGUUGAUCGAUGACAUUCUGGAACAGCAUGCUGCUGCCCAGAAUACUCGCCAGCUCCCUAGGGUGCCAGGGGGCUUUAAAUCAGAGCUGGGUGUCCUGGUGGCGUUCUAAGAGGGGCCUGAAGCCUCAGCAAAUUCCCACACAGCCCAGACAGCCACACUCGGUCCUCAUUACCGAGUGGCGUCGCCCUGCCCACCCCCCUCAAGACCUGAGAUAAAAUGGAUGGAAAGCUGGUGAUUUUUCAAGCUACUUGUACAUAUUUGAAAAUUUUGUAAAUGGUUUUCCUAAACGUUAAUGACAGAAGUAUUUAUACUUGGUUUUGUGACUUUGUAAAUAAAGUGACGGCUUUUGUUUCAGUAGAGUUGUGUUUAUUCUGCUUUGUUUUGUGUUUAUUCUACAUUGUUACAAAUACGCAGGUUGUGCUGUCCACCCCAGUGAUACCUUGUGAAGCCAGGUGGCUGAGUCUCGCUGUGGUUUUGAUGCCCUGAGAGAUGUGGCUGUGGCCAAUGCGUGUUGUGCAAACUGACGCACGCCAAAUCGAAAACCGCUUGGUCACUGAUUUCCAUUCUCACUCCAAGCCCUAUUGCCUGGUAUGAUGCUUAAGCUCUUUUGCAAACCUUUGCAGUCUCCAAAAGCGAGCUCUUCCUUAAUGAGCAUUCGCUGCAGUAGCGACUUCUUGUUAGUACAUCCCCGAGACACCGCCACGAGGCUGAGGCUGUCUGUUAGAUAUGGGAGAGCUGCAGAGAAAGCGGGGAGCCGAGCAGUGUGUGAGCUGUCCCCUCCCUUUGGCAUUCAGACAGGAGAGAGCAAGCCCAAGGCAGGGGAAGGUGAGCUGGUCCUGCUUUCAAGUCUCCCCGCUAGUCCUGACGGAAGGCUCUGUGGUUGGGGGAGUCUGUGAACAUUAACAGUUGAUUUGGAGUUUGUCUUUGAUGGUUUCUAUCUGCAAUUUCUGUCAUGUAUAUUUAAGUGUCUGUUGUAGAAAACCCACACCCACUGUCCUGUAAACUUUUCUCAGUGUCCAGACUUUGUGUAAUCACAUUUUAAUUGCCACCUCGUAUUUUGCCUCCACAUUUGAGAUCUGGCCUCUGUUUCGAGCCCGUGCAUUUUGUUUUUCUUUGUUCUGUUAAUAAACAGCCAGGAGAAAAGUG
Messenger RNA from Heterocephalus glaber (naked mole-rat), 4694 nucleotides. It is a transcript of the gene Mamld1, whose product is annotated as mastermind like domain containing 1. The record is from RefSeq and is a predicted model, not a curated record. Gene Ontology annotation, biological process: regulation of transcription by RNA polymerase II. NCBI's taxonomy places the organism in Eukaryota, Metazoa, Chordata, Mammalia, Rodentia, Bathyergidae. Gene Ontology annotation, cellular component: nuclear body.